AUGUCUGCACCGGUUGACCCGGCUGUACCUAUGCCAGCUCUGGCAUCUACCAACCUGCCAGACGCAAUUGACCAUCGACACAACCAUGACCCGGAAAAGGGUACCGAGUGCGGAGCGGUUGAGCCGCUGUAUGCGCAACGCCCGAAAUGCUUCAGGUCCACGUUGCAGGAGUGUCUUUUCGUUUUGACGGCUACAAUGGCUAUCGGCCAACAAUCCUUUUUCCAAGGAUGUAUCGUCGGCGUAACUGCAUCCAUUGGAAAAGACCUGCACAUGAAUUCCGCCGAGAUUACCUGGAUUAAUGCCGGAGCUUCUCUAAGCAGCGGCGCCUUCCUCCUAACAUUCGGAAAACUAGCCGACAUGUUCGGCCGCAAGUCCCUCUUCAUCCUCGGCAUGGCAGGCUUCACUCUCUCACUACUAGUCGCCGGCUUCGCCACAAACGCAAUCUACAUGGACGUCUUCUCCGGAAUCCUGGGCCUAUUUGCCGCAGCUGUCGUUCCGCCCGCCGUCGGCGCCCUCGGCGCCGUCUACGAGAAGCCCUCCAAACGAAAGAAUCGCGCCUUCGCCUGCUUCAGCGCCGGGAAUCCGCUCGGCUUUGUUGGGGGUAUGAUUAUCUCCGGCGUCGCGAGCCAUGAGUAUAAUUGGCGUGCGUCAUUUUGGGCACUCGCCGUUGUUUAUGCGAUCUUUACCGCGUUAACGGUUUGGACCGUACCUGCUGAUGGGUUUGCGAGGACCCCGGUUAGUAUGGAGGCGGUUCGAAAAUUUGAUUUGGUUGGGACUGCGCUUGUUAUUGUGGGGUUUGCUUUUUUUCGAGUUCGCUUUCGUGAGUUCCCCAGCUCGUUUCCCGUUUCUACUUUAGGUGUGGGAUUGUUGCUGAUAUGUUCUACUAGGUUGGCUGGUGAUGCGCCUGAUGGCUGGCGAACGGGAUACGUCCUCGGCCUUUUCAUCGUCGGUUUCAUUCUUCUGGGUGUCUUUAUCUACUGGCAAUCAAUCGCCGAACACGCAUUGAUGCCUCUGUGGGUAUGGAAGGACCGAAACUUUUCAAUUCUUAUGGCGACCUUCUGUCUCGGUUUCAUGGGCUUCUCGGCCGUCACAUUCUUCCUCUCGCUCUAUCUGCAGGAAGUGAAGAAUCUCACAGCACUCGAUAUCACGGUCAGACUACUCCCCAUGGUUGUCAGCGGUGUCCUAGUGAACGUGGUCUGCGGGUUAGUCCUGCACCGCGUCAGCAACAAGCUCCUCACUGGCAUCGGCGCCUUGGCGUACACAGCCUCUUUCCUGAUCCUAAGCUUCAUGAAAGAAGACGCGAUCUACUGGGCCUACAUCUUCCCCGCACUUGUCCUCGUCGUCGUGGGCGCGGAUAUUCAGUUCAAUGUAACGAACAUGUACGUGAUGUCCUCCCUCCCGCCUUCCCAACAAUCCAUCGCCGGCGGCAUCUUCAACACCGUCAGCAAACUCUGCAACAACCUCGGUCUCGGCAUCGCGACGUCCGUCAAUAGUGCGGUCGCUCACCAAAUGACCGCUUCCACCCCGGCUAUCCGUCCUUAUCUGGCGACGUUCUGGUUCGCCGCUGCUGCAGCGGGUAUUUCGUUGUUUAUGGUUCCUUUCUUGACGAUUGGGACGCAGGGUGGUGUGCCGGAUACCGAGUCGGAGCGGGAGGUUGGAAAUUCAGGAACUGAAAAGAGCUCAUUUGUUGAGAAUGGACCCGAGACGAGGACUGUUACGCCGGUUCAGGAGGUGGUGAAAAGUUGA
Messenger RNA from Penicillium argentinense, 1746 nucleotides. RefSeq lists its product as uncharacterized. Gene Ontology annotation, cellular component: membrane. The record is from RefSeq and is a predicted model, not a curated record. Bases 1 to 1746 code for a protein of 581 amino acids. Gene Ontology annotation, biological process: transmembrane transport. Gene Ontology annotation, molecular function: transmembrane transporter activity. The transcript has 4 exons. NCBI's taxonomy places the organism in Eukaryota, Fungi, Ascomycota, Eurotiomycetes, Eurotiales, Aspergillaceae.